This is a messenger RNA of Scomber japonicus (chub mackerel), 1686 nucleotides long. RefSeq names its product carbonic anhydrase VI (gene ca6). The record is from RefSeq and is a predicted model, not a curated record. Bases 11 to 1627 code for a protein of 538 amino acids. The transcript is spliced from 10 exons. NCBI's taxonomy places the organism in Eukaryota, Metazoa, Chordata, Actinopteri, Scombriformes, Scombridae. Gene Ontology annotation, molecular function: carbonate dehydratase activity; zinc ion binding.
AGACGCAGCGAUGGAGUUUUCCUCUGUGUUUGUCUCCGCUGUUUUGGUCUGUGUUGUCAGUGCUGGGAUCCCUCAUGAUGGAAUACACUGGACAUACACAGAGGGAGCGUUGGAUCAGAUGCACUGGCCAACCAAGUACCCUUCAUGUGGCGGUAAGAAGCAGUCCCCAAUCGACAUCCAGCGGCGCAAUGUGAGACACAACCCCGAUAUGUUGCAGCUGGAGCUCAAGGGAUAUGAUGCCCAGAGAGGGAAUUUCCUCAUGUCCAAUAACGGACACUCCGUUCAAAUCGACCUGCCUCCCACUAUGAUCAUCAGCAAGGGACUCCCAGGAAAGUACACAGCUGUCCAGAUGCACUUGCACUGGGGCGGAUGGGACCUGGAGGCCAGUGGAGCAGAGCACACCAUCGAUGGCAUCCGUUACAUGGCAGAGCUCCAUGUUGUCCAUUACAAUUCCGACAAGUACGCAAGCUUCACUGAAGCCAGAGAUAAGCCAGAUGGGCUGGCAGUACUUGCCUUUUUCUAUGAUGACGGGCAUUUUGAGAACACCUACUACAGUGAUUUCAUCUCCACCCUGGACAAAAUCAAGUAUGCAGGUCAGUCCAUGAACAUAUCAAACAUCGACGUGCGCUCCAUGCUCCCUGAGAACCUCAACCAUUUCUUCAGGUACCAGGGCUCCCUCACUACCCCACCCUGCUACGAGAGCAUCCUGUGGACUGUGUUUGAUACGCCCAUCACUCUCUCACAUAAUCAGAUCAGGAAACUGGAGAGUACUCUGAUGGAUAUUUACAACAGAACCCUAUGGAAUGACUACCGCAUCGCCCAGCCUCUCAACGACCGUGUGGUGGAGUCUUCUUUCCUGCCACGCCUUGGGAAAGGAACAUUUUGUCGACAAGAUGAGAUUGAAUCCAAGCUCUUGAAGAUCGAGGGUCUGAUAACAUCUCUUGGAAAGAACAUGCAUUCAGGUGGGGUGCUCAACCACAGGCCCAGAUACGAGCAUCGCGGUUUGUUCCCCUUGGUGCUCGACUUCCAUGAGAGGAAUUCUGGCAGCUACGCCUUGGCCCGCCUCAGCCACCCCAUGGACCUCGAUGCCUUCACUGUCUGCAUGCACGUCCAACCUCAUGUAGAGGGGGUCCACACUGUCAUGUCCUACUCCAGCAAUGGCAAUGAUAACGAACUGAUGAUUUCCAUCACUGAGGACAGAACUGGCAGAGAAGUUGGACUCUGGAUUGGCAAUGAGUUCGUCAACCUGCCGCACAACUUCAGGACCCAGGACUGGGCCAACUACUGCAUCACCUGGUCGUCCCACACCGGCGGCGCAGAGUUGUGGAUCAAUGGCAUGGUAGGCGAGCAGCGGUACUUGAAGAGCGGUUACACAAUCAGCCCCAGUGGUGUGUUCAUCCUGGGCAGAGACCAGGAUGGGUUACUGGGCAUCUCCAAUGCAGACGCCUUUGUUGGUAAGAUGACAGAUGUCAACCUGUGGGACUACGUGCUGACCACAGCAGAUAUCCGGGACCAGAUGUCAUGUGAGAGGAAUGGCACCACAGUGGGAAAUGUGCUCAGCUGGGGAACCACCAAGCUGAGCCUGUAUGGAGGGGUGCAGCUGGACAGUCAGUACAGAUGCCCCUGAAAAGGCUCAGCUGCUUCUGUUUUUUAUGAGCUUUAACAUGCUGCAAUAAACCAAAAAUU